AUGGACCUAACCAAGCACCUAGAAGGAAAAGAACCAAGUGGAAGCAAGACUCGCCAUCAAGGUCUGACAGCAACGCCUGAGUGGAAAGGGAUAGGGUGUAGAGAAGGAGAAGGACCACAGAAGCCAACUGCCGACUCGACUGCACCAAGACCACCGAGUGACCACAGUGCAAAAAGCCUCUUUUCCAUUUAUGGAUUAUUGAUUUACUGGAAUAUAGCUGCUGUUUCAGAACAGUUGGCCUUGGCAGGAUUGUAUCAGGAUGAAGUUAAAAGUCAAUCAUCCCAUUCUGACAGACCAACAGCUAUCCUGGUCAAUAAUCCAAUAGUACCUGUUCAGAGUCUUAAAAUUGACUCUUUCAGAAGCUUGAGAAAACCAGAAAGAAGCAUGAGUGAUGACAAAGAAAACCAAAGAUUUUACUCAGGUGACUCGGAAUAUGGCGGACUACAGAUUGCUGGGCCUUCUCAUAAUAAGAAACCUGGUAAAAUUGUUAAUGAACUUUUCAAAGAAGCAAAAGAACAUGGGGCAGUUCCAUUGGAUGAAGCCACAAGAGCCUCAGGUGAUUUCAGUAAAGCCAAGUCAUUUUCUGGCGGCGGAUACAGAUUGGGUGACUCAUCAUUUAAGCGUUCUGAAUACAUAUAUGGCGAAAAUCAACAUGGUCAAGAUGUUCAAAUAUUGCUAAAACUUUGGAGGAAUGGUUUCAGUUUAGAUGAUGGAGAGCUGCGAUCCUAUGCAGACCCAACAAAUGCUCAGUUUCUUGAGUCUGUUAAAAGGGGAGAGAUUCCUGUGGAGCUUCAGCGAUUGGUCCAUGGUGGCCAAGUUAAUUUGGAUAUGGAAGAUCACCAAGAGCAAGAAUAUGUAAAGCCUAGAUUGAAAUUCAAAGCUUUCAGCGGAGAAGGACAAAAACUUGGAAGCCUUACGCCUGAAAUAGUCAGUACACCUUCUUCCCCAGAAGAAGAGAUGAAGUCUAUACUUAAUGCUGCUGUUCUGAUCAAUGACACCGUGCCAACAACUAAAAUACAAAUUAGGUUAGCAGAUGGAAGCCGUUUGAUACAAAGGUUCAAUCAAACACACAGAAUUAAGGAUAUUCGUGAUUUUAUUAUCCAGUCUCGCCCUGAAUUUAUAACGGCUGACUUUGUUCUUGUCACUACGUUUCCAAAUAAAGAGCUAACAGAUGAAAGCCUAACACUGCAAGAAGCAGAUAUACUUAACACUGUGAUUCUUCAACAACUAAAGUAAUCCUGCAACUAUCAAAAGAGCAUUUUUGGGAAUGCAUAACAUGCCAUGGUUUCAUACAAGGAAGUUUACAGCAAAAGAAAAAAGAAAGAGAACAUAUCAAGUCAACGUUUUCUUUCACUGGCACAGAUCAGAUGCGUUUUCACUGCUGUUCUGUCUUCCAGCUCUAGUGUAUCUAAAUUUGAUUUUAGAGUGAUUUUUUUUUUUUUUUUCCCCAAAAAAAAUCUUAUCAGAAUUUUUACAAUUUUAAAACUUGGCUAUCUUCAGUUGAUGUAUUCAAAAACACAGUGAGAACUAAUAAACUACUUGAGAAAACUCAGAUAUCACUUUAUUCUCGGAUUUUUGUAGGGGAAAGCACAGUUUUUUUGAGGGGGGCAGUGUCUUUUUUUCACACACUUAGUAAGACUUGCACUGAGGAAACAUUUUAUGCUGCAUUGACAAACAGCCAUUCAAGAACUUAACCAGUAGGUUGAGAGAUGUUUACCUUCCUUACCAUAUUGAUUUUAAAAUGUCUAUUUGUAGACUGAGAGAUGUUUUGUGUCCUAAUAUGAUUUUAAAAUAUUUUGUUUGUGGUGUUUCAGUGGUGUGAUAUGAUUAAUUGCAUAAAAUAUCCUAAAAUGUAUUUUCUGUAUAAUGUCCUUGCUGAUGUGAAUGAAUUGGUAACACAAAAUGCAAACCUCAGUUAUUGCUGAAUAUAUAUGAUAUUGUUUUAACUUAUUCCAGUUGUACUUCUUGUGUUAACUAUGGUUUAUCACCUAAAAGCAGAUGAAAAAGUAAAAAGAGAAAUAGGAAUGGUAAAACUACUAGGUUCUAAUUUUUCAAAAGAAUUAGCCUUAUGGUCACAUUUAAACAUGGAUAUGCAAGUUACCUCUGUACAGAUGUAUGUUUCUACAUACAAAAGGUUAGAUAUGUACACACAUGCUUAUUUUUGUGAACAAACAAAAGAUUUGUUUAUGCAAUCACUUACAUGCGAACCCAUAGAUACGUAAUUGCUUGUACAUUUCUGAACUGGACAUCAGGUCAUCUUCUUUGAAGUUUUGGCCAAAAUAGCAUUAUGGUUUUGUAAUACUGCAAUGGGGAUUUAGCUGUUCAACUUUCAUUAUUCUCGGUGGAAGCUUUAGAAUUAAACCCUGUGUAUCUGAAAAUAUAUAUUUUCAUAAAACUCCAUCCUGCAUGUGGUAUGCCAGUAAAAAUCCUUUUUUUUCCCUUUGGGAAGUAGACUACUGUGCUUUCAUAGUAUGCCAAUUUAAUAUUUGUGGCUUUGUAUCAAAAGGGAGGAUCAAACUUAAGUGGGCUAGGGAGGUAUCUCGCAUACCAGUAUGUAUGAAGUAUUCUCAUUCCUGAAAGCAUCACAGUUUUUUUGCCAUGCUUACUCUUGAUCAGUAUAAUUCAAUUAAAAUUCUUACCUCAGAAAAGUUGACAUUUUCAACUAUACAUAAUAUUCAAAAUGCAGUCCUAUUUGAGGUCAAAUAGAUGUUUUGUAAAAUAAAUAUCUGCAUGGUAUAAAUAAUCAUAGUCCAUCUUGUGUGUUAAUAAAGAACGUGUUUUAAGCUAGAAAGGUCACAGCCAGCUUUUUAUUGUGACAAAUCAAUCAUUGUGCAUCCUGAGGGCCAUACACUUGUAAUCAGGAGAAAAUAAGAUUUAAAAUGUGUAUUUGAUAAAUACUAAAGCUUGGUAUGUUCUCUCUCAAAACUAGAAGUGGCUUAUGUCAGCAUUCUGGUAUGGGUCUGAACCAAUCCAAAAUUUAGGUCUGUUUUGAUUCAGGAUUUAGCUUCAGGUUUAUUCCUAAUUUGUACAAUAUGCAUUAAAUAUUUAUUUAAUUUAAUAUUAAACAAAGUUAUUUUAGAAGGUUAUUUUAUUCAAAGAAAAAUAACUAUGCAAUUAUUACUUCUCUAUUCCAUGCAUCUAGUGAACUUCUAAUGUAAGUGUAUUCUUCAGCAAUUUGGGAAAAAGUCUUUGAGAUUCAAGAUUACUUU
Molecule: messenger RNA, 3209 nt
Organism: Gavialis gangeticus (Gharial)
Lineage: Eukaryota; Metazoa; Chordata; Crocodylia; Gavialidae
Gene: UBXN2B
Product: UBX domain protein 2B
Exons: 10
Coding region: 1-1236 (411 amino acids)
Biological process (GO): proteasome-mediated ubiquitin-dependent protein catabolic process; nuclear membrane reassembly; membrane fusion
Cellular component (GO): cytosol; nucleus
Molecular function (GO): ubiquitin binding
Source: RefSeq, a predicted model, not a curated record